This is a messenger RNA of Psilocybe cubensis, 2244 nucleotides long. Its product is annotated as putative serine/threonine-protein kinase. The record is from RefSeq and is a predicted model, not a curated record. Bases 1 to 2244 code for a protein of 747 amino acids. Gene Ontology annotation, biological process: mitotic DNA damage checkpoint signaling; protein phosphorylation. Gene Ontology annotation, molecular function: protein serine/threonine kinase activity; ATP binding. The transcript is spliced from 7 exons. Gene Ontology annotation, cellular component: cytoplasm; nucleus. Lineage: Eukaryota; Fungi; Basidiomycota; Agaricomycetes; Agaricales; Agrocybaceae.
AUGCCACAGCAGACCGAUCAAUGCCACAGGCCUCCUCGCGCCAUGCCACAGCCAGGGCCACUCGCACGAAAGACCCGGGCCUCGUUGCACCACAGGUACCCAGGGAAGCAGACGCUAGCGCAGGUAUUGUCGACGUCCGCGACACCGUCCUUUUUCGCAUCCUCGUUCGCGUCCGCGAUCGCGUCGUUAUCGUCAUCUUCAUCGUUGGCGGUGGCAUCAACCUCGUCGUCGUCAAAAACAUACUCUCUAUUGACAAUCAACAGCCCCACAUCCCCUAAUUUCGGACUAGAUCUUAACCAGACAAACACCUUUGGCUCGGGAUCAGGCUCCAGCAGUGCAUUAGGCUCGGGCUCAGGACCCAGCUCAAGUGCUCCAGCGUGCUCCACCUCUUCCUCUUCUUCACACACCAGCAGCAUCUGGGGUGUGUGCUCCCGCCAGCGCGCACUCGACACACAGCUCCGUGGACGCACGCUAUAUACCGACGAGCCUGAGGAGACACUGACACCGAAGCAGCCCACCUUCCCUUCCAGUGUCGGUGGCGUGUCCUCCAAGGUUGUUUCCAUAGACCAGAGCCACAGCAAAAGAAGCAGCAGCAGUAACAGAAAAAGCCACAGCAAGUGCACCAGACAGCCACGACUCAGCAGGUCUGAGUCAUCGAGCGCCGACAAGACCAAGCCAACACGCGACGCAAGCCAAAACGUUAACAGCAGCAUCCGCCAGCACGCAUCAUCGCGUACCAGCACCCGCGCCUUUCCACAAGCUUUACACCUAGAUUUAACUUUGGACUUUGAAAUAGAUUCCUCCAGAAAUGGAGAUAGCAGCAACAGCAACAGCAAUGUACGGGCAUACUCCGCCGCAGACGAGGCGCUGGAUGGUAAAAAUUUCUACGGUAGCAAGGAGUUGCUACCGACUUUCCCCAACGACAGCGCCUGCGGCUCGGGUACCAGCUCUGAGUCUCGUCCGGACCAGACCAUCCACACUCAAGGCGCAAAGAGAAGCUCCUCUGAGACGAAGAGGUUUCAUCGCAGGUGUGAGGAGAAGAGGGACGAAUUGAUAAGCCUGCUCGACGCCCAUCUCGCUGGGUAUGGGAGUGUCCUGCCCCCGCAUGUUGUGUCGCAUGCAGCGGAGUCGCCAAAGCCGCUGAAUGGCUUCACCAUGCUCAAAGGACAAAGCAUCGCCGUGCGCAAGGUGCGCGACAUCGGGUCUGGAAACGGUACUGCGCGCAUUGAGACCGUGCGCUCUGUAUCCAUUUCCGCGUCCAGAUCUGCAAUAGGUCUGGAAAACGACACCAUUUGGGCGCUGAAGCGCUUCAAAACCCGUGACGUGCCCUUUGCGGACGGCCUACGAGCGCGCUCGCAACUAAAGAACGAAUGCGAGGUGUAUAGGCGCAUCGCGGAGGCGCCGAGGGAGGGAAAGGUCGGGUUUGAAUUCGUUAUGGAAUUGGUGGCAACGAUGACCUUCCGCGGGGAGCACUGUCUCCUAUUGCCUCUGAUGGCCACAGAUCUGGCGGACGUUCUCUAUAGCAGACAGACGAUAUUGGCUCGUCGCGAUACCCGUCGCAUAAUUGCACAAAUUGCAACAGGGCUGGCCACCCUGCAUAGCAUCGGCGUCAUCCACAGUGAUUUGAAGCCCGCAAACAUUCUCUUCACCCCCUCCGGCACCGUCAAGCUCGGCGACUUCGGGCUGAGCCACCGAACACCUACAAUGGCGCCGCUGCACCGAGACACGGUGUACGCCUCACGCGCAGUGGGCACGCGCGGGUACAUGGCGCCCGAGAAGGUCCGCGUGGGUGGGUACAGUUACCCUGUGGAUUACUGGGCGCUAGGGUGUGUAUUCGCGGAGAUGGUGGGCAUGGAGGAUCGAGUGUUGAGGAGUUUUGAGGAGUUCAGGGACAUUUUGACGUGGGAGGAGGAUUAUGGCGACGUUGAGGAGAGGAGAAACUUUUUCGAGGAACAGGAGCUCGAUGAAGACUCUCUUGAUCUUGUUUGUGGGCUGCUAGACCCAAAUCCCCAGACACGUUUUGGGAUAUUGGAGCUUAUUGCUCAUCCAUACUUUAAGAUCGACGAGGAAUUCUCCGAGUUCGACAAGAUCGGCCAAACAGAGCCAGAAAGGUUCCUUGUCGUCGACACCUCAAAUCCCGACGACAAGUCGACGCCGACAUAUCCGAUCGAAACAUCGGAUCCAACCAACGAUACAAUGUAUCGUUGGAUCAAUCCCUACGGUCCAUAUGUGUCUCAUUGCUAA